This is a messenger RNA of Penicillium brevicompactum, 1065 nucleotides long. RefSeq names its product putative cell wall glucanase (Scw4) (gene scw4). Gene Ontology annotation, cellular component: extracellular region; fungal-type cell wall; cell surface. NCBI's taxonomy places the organism in Eukaryota, Fungi, Ascomycota, Eurotiomycetes, Eurotiales, Aspergillaceae. The transcript has 3 exons. Gene Ontology annotation, molecular function: 1,3-beta-glucanosyltransferase activity; glucan endo-1,3-beta-D-glucosidase activity. Gene Ontology annotation, biological process: cell wall organization. The record is from RefSeq and is a predicted model, not a curated record. Bases 1 to 1065 code for a protein of 354 amino acids.
AUGCUCCAAUUGCACAACCAUUCAAAGUCGGCCCCUCAGGCUCCAUCACAAGAUAGCCCUCCAUCAGGACCAGACACAGAUGGUGCUCGCACGGCAUCGACCCCUACAACAUCCAAGGAUGCUAACGACAUGAAUGACCGUUCGGUUGCACUGGUUGAGAAGCCCCCGGGGAUACCACCACCGCCGCCCCCACCACCACCAGCCCUAGCUCCUCCUCCCGUUGCCCCUCCCCCUCCUCCUCCUCCUCCCCCCCACACCCUCAAGCUCACCCCAAACCACCAGCGCCUCAUCCUAAUACCCCUGCUGGCAGACCGUUCCUGCAAGAACCAGGAAGAAGUAAACCAUGAUCUAGACAGACUCUCUCAAUACUCCUUCAUUCGCAUCUACGGUACAGACUGUGACCAGACCAAGACAGUAGCCAACGCUGCACGACGACACAAUAUGCGCGUUUUCGCGGGAGUAUACGACCUCCAAGGAUUCCCAGGAAGCCUGAGUGCCAUCAGUGAUGUCGCAAAGGGUCCUGAUGGCAAACCAGACUGGUCCAUCUUCCACACCAUAACAAUCGGAAACGAGCUCGUAAAUGGCGGCACCAGCGAUCCCGCCGAAGUCGUCAGCGCUGUGAACAAAGCCCGCUCUAUCCUACGCGGACAGGGAUACAAAGGCCCUGUCGUCACAGUUGAUACCUUCUCGGUUCUCUUGGACCACCCGGAACUAUGCGUUGCGUCUGACUACUGCGCUGCAAACUGCCAUGCUUUCUUCGAUGCCAACCAACACCCUGGCGGUGCGGGUGCAUACGCUCUUGAGCAAGCGCGUAGUAUCUCGGCCGCCGCCAAUGGCAAACACACUAUGAUUACGGAAUCUGGGUGGCCGCAUGCUGGAGAUACAAACGGGGCUGCGAUACCCUCCCCCGAGAACCAGCAGACUGCACUUGCAAGUCUGAGGAAAAGCUUCGACCAUCGUCGUUCAGACUUGGUGCUUUUCACUGCUUUCGAUGACCUAUGGAAGGAUGACAAUAGCUUCACUUUUGGUGCGGAAAAGUUUUGGGGUAUCCAUGGAGGUCUUUAG